This is a messenger RNA of Phanerochaete carnosa HHB-10118-sp, 1119 nucleotides long. RefSeq lists its product as uncharacterized. Bases 122 to 805 code for a protein of 227 amino acids. Lineage: Eukaryota; Fungi; Basidiomycota; Agaricomycetes; Polyporales; Phanerochaetaceae. The transcript is spliced from 4 exons. The record is from RefSeq and is a predicted model, not a curated record.
GCGACCGUCACGCCCUCUGCCGGUUCCUGGAUCUCUGAGUUGCAGUGAAGCAUGCUGCCUCUGAGGUCUGUGGACCGGAUGUUAUAGUCAGUGUUGUCCUUCUCCCCUCAGUCUACAAACUAUGCUCAGUCCUCUCUUUUUGGCUGCCACUCUUUUACUUCUUUCUGCCUUCGCCCAUAACACCGCUAAUGCUCAGGUAGCUGUUAACGGCCAAAUAUUCACAAACGGUCUCGCUAUCGUCGAUGCACCUCAGCCAGGAACCACUCUGCACGCUGGAGCAACCCAAAGUGUUGCCAUAGACAUCAGCGGAGACGGUCACCUCCCUGCAGACUCCGGCCCUGGCUCAAGCUCGGCGACUCAUUUCGACAGCCUCGAGAUAUACCUCACGUCCUAUGCGACGUCCCUCAAUCUAACGGUAUCGUCGGGGCCGGUCUUGCUCACUCAGGAGCCUGGGAGCACCGUCAAGCAUGUCAACUGGCUCAUAGACUCGUGUAUACCCUCUGGGAACUAUAAUCUGACCUUCUACGAAGGCUCCCACAUUAACUCGGAGGCGUUCUUCAUCAUUACUCCGCUUCCUAUCGAGAUUCAGAAUACUAAUUCAAACCCAGGCCAGUGCUCGAACGGCACAAAUCCUAUCCAAUCGUAUCCGCAAGCCCAAGUCGCGCCAUCUCACAGUCCGUGGCUCGACGCAAACAACUCUACUUCAAACGUUCAGUACCCAAGCGUCGCAGAUGCAGCCGUUGGGCUAGCAGUGUCACCGAUUGCGGCAGUCGCGAUGUCGUUCCUCCUUUAUUCUCUCUUGUGACUGGAGCCUAGUAAUCUGCUCUUGGUGUGUUGAUGUAGUGCCUUUACGCGCAGUGAUCAACGGUAGAGAGUGACCGUAAGCGCACCUCAUGGAUAAUCUCGCCUUGUUGGACGCCGACUCUACCCUCCUUAAGUGCUGAUACUUUAAGCUGCGGAUGAUUCUGUCCAGGCAAUAUCGCACGCGUUGUGCUUAAUGUGCUUAACCUUGCGGCGUGGCGCCGUACCAGUACUUACCGAUAUGUGGCGUACUAGCGGAAGUACGUUCUGCAUUUCCUUUUCCUAUAUCCUAUGAUUGCGCUCCCUGUUUCAUAACGC